Molecule: messenger RNA, 1798 nt
Organism: Sphaeramia orbicularis (orbiculate cardinalfish)
Lineage: Eukaryota; Metazoa; Chordata; Actinopteri; Kurtiformes; Apogonidae
Gene: st13
Product: ST13 Hsp70 interacting protein
Exons: 13
Coding region: 188-1255 (355 amino acids)
Molecular function (GO): protein dimerization activity; Hsp70 protein binding
Source: RefSeq, a predicted model, not a curated record
CGCCUAACAUGUGUUUGGUCUGUCCCACAACUCGCCUGAAUGAAACACAGCAGCGACCCCAUUACCAAGGAAGCUGUGUAGUAGCGACGAAAACGGCCGCAGUCCAGCCUGCAGACUUUUCCUCUCGUGUGUCAGUGUUUCUUUUGUCGUUGAUCAGCGCGCUGUGUGCUGAAAGUGACAGAGCAGAAUGGACCCACGAAAAGUGUCAGAGUUGAAGGGUUUCGUGCAGUUAUGCGAAUCCAAUCCUGGGAUCCUGCACCUUCCUGAGAUGAGCUUCUUCCGGACCUGGAUACAGGGGAUGGGUGCAACAAUCCCUCCCCCACCCAAAGGAGGGGACUCCUGCAAGGGAGGCUGUCCAUGUGGUCCUUCAUCUACAUCAGCCUCGGCCCCACAGCCUGAGCCUCCUGUUCCAUCUGAGAGUGAGGAGAGUGAAAUAGAGAUUGAUAAAGAGGGAGUGAUCGAGCUGGACACUGACGAACUGCAGGAAAUGGGAGAAUAUGAAAAUAUUGAGGUCUCAGAGGAGAUGAUGGACCAGGCGAAUGAGAAGAAGAUGGAGGCCAUCAACGCUUUAGGAGAGGGUGAAUUACAGAAAGCCCUGGAUCUUUUCACUGAAGCCAUCAAGCUGAAUCCCUGUGUAGCCAUCAUGUAUGCCAAGAGGGCAAGUGUCUAUAUCAAGAUGCAGAAACCCAAUGCAGCCAUAAGAGACUGCAACAGAGCUAUCAGUAUCAACCCAGACUCUGCACAACCUUACAAGUGGAGGGGAAAAGCUCACAGGCUGCUGGGGCAUUGGGAGGAGGCAGCCAAAGACCUGGCAACAGCCUGUAAACUGGACUAUGACGAGGACGCCAGUGCAUUACUGAAGGAAGUCCAACCUAAGGCUAACAAAAUCAUAGAGCACAGACGCAAAUAUGAGCGCAAAAAGGAAGAGAAGGAGAUCAGGGAAAAAAAGGAGCGGAUAAAGAAAGCCAGGGAGGAGCAGGCACAAGCUCAGAGGGAAGAAGAAGCAAGACAGUACGGAGGUGGAUACUUCCCAGCGGGUCCUGCUGGAUUCCCAGGUGGAGCUCCUCCAGGCAUGCCAGGUCUUGGUGAUCUUCUAAAGGACCCUGAACUGCUCAAUGCCAUGAAGGACCCUGAGGUGAUGGCCGCCUUCCAGGACGUGGCUCAGAAUCCGGCCAACAUCACCAAGUACCAGAACAACCCCAAAAUCAUGGCCCUUGUCACCAAAUUGAAUGCCAAAUUUGGAGCUUCACCAUAGAGGGGAGGAGGGAGACGGUCUUAUGUGGUCAACAAAUCUGAAGAGCCACAAUGCUUUUCAACUAUUAUUCCACUGUGUGCAAAUCCAACGGAGGGGCUGGUGGCAGGUGUAAUUGGUGUGGAGUAGAGGACGUGUGGCAUCUUUUUAAAUGUUCUUUAUCAGCCUGUUAGCACUUAGAAUUGUCUCAACAAAGCAACCUGAUGGUUAGCAGUCAGAAGACCUGAGUGACAAGGUCUGAUACUUAGACAACCCCUGACCCUUCUCAGCUCGGACUUUACUUAAAACCACCAGUCAACAGUUCUUAACCUGCAUCUGGAAAAGCCCAGCAAGAAGCUCACAAACAUUUUUACAGCCAUUUAUUAAGUGGUCUUGCUUCAGCUACCACUCUUUGUUUUUUCAUUCUCAGAGUAAAGCUGAACUCACACAAUUGUUGACACUUAUCAGACCAGUUAUUGGAAAAGCAAAAAAUACAGGUUACUAAUCUUGAUGUCUGACCCUGUUGGCAAAAUAAUGCACAAUAAAUAAAUCCUUUACUGCAGCAAA